CUCUUCUCUUGUUUACAUUUCGUAAUGUAAUUACCGUGUAAAAUAAAUUUCAAGUAGUUAAUUGAAAAACCUAAAAAAAUUGAAACAAACUAGUCAUAUAGUUCAGUUCUGUUCCCGACAAAAUGAAUUGUGUAAAGCAUAUACACUUUCUUCGAAGGUUUCAAUUACUUAAAGCAUCUGGAACUUGGAGACAAUAUGCCUCAUCCUCUGUUCCCACAACCAAGCUCUUCAUAGAUGGAAAUUUUAUUGAAUCGAAGACAACUGAGUGGAUUGAUCUGCACAAUCCAGCAACAAAUGAAGUCAUUACAAAAGUGCCAAAAUCUACGCCAUCUGAAAUGGAAAUGGCAGUUUCAUCAGCUAAAGAAGCAUUCAAAAGCUGGUCACAAACAUCAAUUUUAUCUCGGCAACAAUCCAUGUUUAAACUCCAGCAUUUGAUUAAGGAAAACAUGGAAAGGUUAAAGGAAAGUAUUACUUUGGAACAAGGAAAGACUCUUGUUGAUGCAGAAGGAGAUGUCCAUCGUGGUUUACUCUAA
Uloborus diversus is the source of this 533-nucleotide messenger RNA. Its product is annotated as probable methylmalonate-semialdehyde dehydrogenase [acylating], mitochondrial. Gene Ontology annotation, biological process: thymine catabolic process; L-valine catabolic process. The record is from RefSeq and is a predicted model, not a curated record. Gene Ontology annotation, cellular component: mitochondrion. NCBI's taxonomy places the organism in Eukaryota, Metazoa, Arthropoda, Arachnida, Araneae, Uloboridae. The coding region runs from base 123 to 533 and encodes 136 amino acids. Gene Ontology annotation, molecular function: methylmalonate-semialdehyde dehydrogenase (acylating, NAD+) activity; malonate-semialdehyde dehydrogenase (acetylating, [NAD(P)+]) activity. The transcript is spliced from 6 exons.